Molecule: messenger RNA, 3810 nt
Organism: Penaeus monodon (black tiger shrimp)
Lineage: Eukaryota; Metazoa; Arthropoda; Malacostraca; Decapoda; Penaeidae
Biological process (GO): signal transduction
Source: RefSeq, a predicted model, not a curated record
UACAACACCAUCCAGGAGUUCUGCAGCAGGACGCGAGCCUCGUGCCCUCCAGGCCCCGACGGACCAGAGGGGCCCCCCGGCGAGCCCGGCAGCGACGGCGAGCGGGGCGACCGCGGCCUCCCGGGCCUUGCAGGACCCAUGGGGCCACGGGGGGAGAGGGGCUUCCCCGGGAACCCAGGCAUCACAGGGCCCAAGGGCGAGAAGGGAGACAAAGGUAGACCAGGAAUGGACGGCCGGGAUGGGCUUCCAGGUGAGCCGGGUCUAGAUGGAAUCCCGGGAAGGAAUGGGCUCAACGGCAUCCCGGGGGUAGAUGGCAUCCCUGGCAGGAACGGCGAGAAGGGCUACAGCGGGAGGGACGGAAUUGACGGAAUUCCCGGAGGAAAGGGCGACAAAGGCCCACCUGGACUCCCUGGUACCCGAGGUAUUCCUGGACCCCGAGGACGAUCAGGCAACCCAGGUGAAAAAGGUGAAGCGGGGGUUCCUGGUUUGAGCACCUGGCUUAUCAACGGUACCGAGGUUGAGAAGCUUCUUAUUCCACCAGAAAUACCGGGGUCGACCCGCAAGAAGCCCAGACGUCGUAAGACUAUCAUUGUUCGCGAGGGAGACAACUUGCGCAUGCGCUGUAACCCGACGGGAGAACCUCGGCCGCAGGUGGAGUGGAGCAGGGAGGACGGGGGGGUCAUUCCCACGGGCCAGUGGAAGGACAGUGGUCUUAACAGCCGGAUCCUGAACUUAACACACGUCCGCCGAGACCACACCGGAACCUACCUCUGCCAGGCUUACAACGGGGUGCCGCCCUCCGAUUACAAGAGUUUCAAGGUCGAAGUUCACUUUGAACCGUACCUGCGCAUUAGACAGUGGAAGGUCGGAACUUAUAACGGAUCAAAUGCCAGGCUCGAGUGCGAGGUGCAGGCCUUCCCCCAGCCGGUGACAUACUGGGAGGACCAACACGGGCAUAUCCUCGACAACUCAAGCAAAUACUCCGUUGCUUAUCAUCCGAAUCCGAAUAUUUUGUGGAAGAGUGUGAUGAUCUUAAACAUAUCGGACAUCGAGACAGCUGACUUUGGAGACUACCAUUGUGUCGCCAAGAACGAACUGGCAAUGAUCAGAGGGCACGUGAAGUUGUAUGAGAUCGACCCGACUCUCUACAUCCCCAAGACGGGUACCGAAGACAUCCUCACCUUCGGCCUCGAUGCCCCAAGGUACUCGGAACUCUUCGAUGACUUGUGCCCGCCUAUCCAGGAGUGCCCCGAAUGCCCCAAGACGCCCAAGUGUGCCGAGGGACGUGGCACUCUUUUCGGCUUGCAGGUGGAACAGUUCGGGAACAAGACGUAUCCUGGAUUUAGGAACAGAACUUUCGAUUGUAUGUUAUCGGCGGUUGGCAAACCCGUGUACCACCGCCACACUGACUCCAACUACGGGUCGUGGAUGAGGGAUCCGCAUCCCCGAGACACGUCACUCGAAACGAAAUUCUACACGACGGAUCCCACCAGCUCUUAUUACCUCUAUGAAUUCAGCGACAAGAACCAGUACAGGAAGAAUCUGCCCAGUAAGAACUACACGCUGCCUCGGCCUUUCGUGGGCAACUCCCAUGUCAUGUACAACGGGUCCUUCUACUAUCACGAGCAAGGGCACCAGAGGAUCAUAAGGUACGAACUCAGCUCGGGCAAUACCAAGUCCGUCGAUGUCCCUGAGGUGGCCACAGAUGGGAACAAUUACCUGUAUAAGGAGAGUCGAGACUACAUCGAUCUUAAUACGGACGAAAACGGGUUGUGGGCUAUCUAUGGCUUGCCUUCCAACAACAACACGGUGGUUAUGAAGCUUGAUCCUUGGACGCUGAAGGUGGAAUACAGCUGGAAUAUCUCCCUGAGUCACCAUAGAUUUGGCGAACUGUUCAUCACGUGCGGCGUCCUCUAUGCCAUCGACAGCACGACUGAACGAGACACCAAGAUCAGAUUCGCCUUGGACUUGUACCGCAAGAGCUUCCUCGACGUGGAUCUUCAGUUCAACAAUCCUUUCAGGAUGACGACUAUGUUAGGUUACAACCCCAGCACCAAGGAAAUCUACUCGUGGGACAGCGGCAACCAGCUGACUUACCCCAUAAAGUACAUCGACAUCGGCUACAACACUCCCGACGAGGAGCGCGGAGGACACGAGACCUCGCCGUACCACAUGGACUACGAAGAGGACUUCGAGAUCGACGACGCGCGCCCGAGCUAACACCAGUUCGUGCGCCAUUCCAGAGCUCAUCGUCCUCUAUAGUUUACUAUGGAAUGCGAUUUUCUUUGAAGGAAAUCGUUCAUAGAAAAUGGGGAGUUUUGAUUGCAAAUAUGAAUGACGUCAGUUGUCGAAUGAAAAUUUGUUCUAUCUCUUAGGUAACACGGGGUCUGCUUAGACCCGUAAAGGUGUUUAAAGGAUAGUAGACGAUAUGAGAGAAAAGCGAUACCUCAUCAGUUUUUAAUUGUAGGGAAAUACAGAGAACCUGACCUAUGGCUGCUGCGUAGAAGUAAACGAGAGUGAUCUUGGUCAGUUGGUGAGGAAGCCAGUCUUUGAAACCGUGUUCGAGAUAUCAACGACAUCUUUCAAAUUGCUAAAGUAAGAGAUUUAUUGAUACUAAUAAAAUUCUAGGUAAUUAUGACGUGUGUCAGGCGUCCCCAAUGUCAAAACAUUAAUGAGUUAAACCAGUGGAGAUUAUGUUCAAUACCAGAAUCUAGGACCUGUAAGGGAUAAGAAUCAGAAUAUGAAAAUGAGAGAAAAAACUGAAGCCGGAGAAAAAGAAGAAAGGAAAACAAAAAGAGUGGAACUCGGCGACAAAGAAGAAAAGAGCAAAUCCAACAUUGUGGAACUGAAAUUCCGCCAAGUGAUGUCCGUAAGAUAAAUUGAAUCGUCUUGUGCAGACAGAAUUCAGGUGGAAGCCCAGAUAGCAUCAGGUUCUAGAUGUUUGAUAGUUUGUCAUAGGAUUUCAGAUAGUGUAUAGUUGGAACAAGUGCUUUACGCAAGUUACAGUGUAUGAGUUUUAUAGCUUCUUAUAGGCAGGAUGGUACUAGAAAGUAACACAACCUUUGUAUUCUGCUGAUUAUAAACUCUAAAUUUACCACAUAGAUUGUUUUCUACUCUCUUAAAGUCCUAGGAGCAGAUCAGCCAUUUCACUAUGUAUGAGAAAAAGAUCAGUGACAUAGUAAAAGAAACAGAAAUAAUAAAAAAACUGAUGUUAUAGCUUGAUGGCGCGCCCGAAACGCUGCAAAGAUGCAAGUGGAGUGACGCAGCGUCCGAAACAUUGCCCGAGUUUCUCCUGAUAUACUCAUUUUCAAUGUUCUCUUUAUGUUUGUUGUUCGGGAUCGGUUGUGGAUGCGUUAAUCAGCAACUUCUGCAUUUAAAUGUAAUUGUCAGUGUUAAGUGUUAUACUUGAAGUGUUGUAUACCAUAACAUGCUAGUAUGUGCAUUUAUCAUGCCACAAGAGAGGUGCCGUAAGAAUUUACGUAUUUUUAUAGCCCGGACACUUAAGUGUUUUAACUCUGAUAGGGAGAUCAAGUGCCACAUAACAUUUAAAGUUAUUGUACAAAAGGGAGCUUGUAUGACUGAUACUGAUGUAAUACGAAGCUACACUUUUUACAUAAUUGGUUAUUUUGAUUUAAUAAAAAAGUAAUAACAUCAUGAUUUGUGAUGAUUUAGUAUUGACGAGAGUUACCCAAGAACCACAUGAUUUUAAGGAAAAUAUGGAAAUUAUGAAGGUUAAAAUCGCACAAAAUAAAAUUAAUGCGCUAAUGUUAUUAUCUCUUGUUGCUACUGAUAUAAUUUUCAUAAUAAUGA